GAAUUGAUCAAACUGUGGCAGCAGAAGGAUCUCCAUUUCAACCUUAACAUGUCAUGACAAAAUUGUAACAUAAUCUAUAUUGGUGACCUCAAAUCCAAGAGGUUCAUCACUAAAACUAGUCAUGGCUUCUUCAACCUCAUCCUCCACUCUUUCAUUAUCCUCUUCAUCCACUCUAAUUGAUGCCAAACCUCCUUGCAGACAAUCUACUUCUCCACAAUGUGUGAGCCUUCCGACUCUUCCUCUUCCGCCGGCACAGUCUCAAACUCGUCCAUGGAAAACCACAGCAUUCUGUCGAAAGAUUGCUCGCAACGUUAUGUCGAUGGCUUCGAGUACCACAACAGAAACAGCCACAGCACCAGUUGAUCCAGUGCCUGCCUCAGCUGAGCAGCUCAGCGUUAGUGAUUCUCCAGAAUUUCUCAAGACUAUUCAAGAAACAUGGGAGAAAGUUGAAGACAAAUAUGCUGUGAGUACAAUAGCUGUAGCCGGGGCAGUUGCAUUAUGGGGCUCAGCCGGUGUCAUCUCGGCAAUUGAUAGGCUUCCUUUAGUUCCUGGAGUUCUUGAAGUUGUAGGCAUUGGUUACACUGGGUGGUUUGCAUACAAGAACAUAAUUUUCAAGCCAGACAGGGACGUUUUGGUACAGAAAAUAAAAGGAACUGUUAAAGAAAUUACUGGGAUCGAUAUCUAAAUGAUUUUGACUAUACUUUGUCCUAUGUAAUGUAACUUUUUAUGCAUAUAUUUUUAUGGAUUUCAAUAAAAUGCCAUAUUCUACUGUUA
Vicia villosa (hairy vetch) is the source of this 774-nucleotide messenger RNA. RefSeq names its product protein CURVATURE THYLAKOID 1B, chloroplastic-like. NCBI's taxonomy places the organism in Eukaryota, Viridiplantae, Streptophyta, Magnoliopsida, Fabales, Fabaceae. The transcript is spliced from 6 exons. The record is from RefSeq and is a predicted model, not a curated record. Bases 122 to 685 code for a protein of 187 amino acids. Gene Ontology annotation, cellular component: thylakoid; chloroplast thylakoid membrane.